AUGGAGGUUGUCCAGGCUCAAGUUCCUCCCCGCAAGAAUUACGAUAAUCCCACUUGCACUCAGACUAUUUUCAGCCACGUCUUUGCAGACAGCUAUGGUACACCUUACGUCGGCACAUACAGUCCGCCCAAAAACUGUGAUUUUACUACAACUGUCUUUAAUAUCUCUAUAACAUCAUCUGGUCGACAGUAUGAUCGCCUCGCCCUGCUUUUCUUUGGAGAUACCGAGAUAUGGCGAACCUCUACUGCGAUGCCUGGUGGCUACGACAUUUACUGGAACUACCAGAAAGAUAUGACCAUCUUUGAUACUCUGAUUCGGGGUGAGCAGAAGAUAAUCUUUGAUCUUGACAAUGUCUACUUAGGUCUAUACACGGGCACAUUCAACGUCACAUUAGAGGCUCUGUACUUCAAUGAACAUUACACCGACCUUGACCCAGCCCAUCUGGUGUAUCCCAUAUCUGCUUUGGCUUCCUCGCAGAACAUCUCAUCAGUCAUGUCCCUUCCUGACGACAAUGGCACCGUGUCUAUUAACUUUCCUCAAAACGUCAAAAGUGCCGUCGUGUCUAUACUUGCCUCGGGAAACGGCAAUGAGGAGUUCUGGUACACUAAUGUCCCAUCUCAAUACACCAACACUUUCCCUAGUAACGCAGGGUGGCUCUAUGGUUAUAGUCCCUUCCGCGAGAUUGAACUGCUCAUCGAUGAAAAUCUUGCGGGGGUAUCGUGGCCGUUUCCUAUUCUUUUCACAGGUGGUGUUGACCCUGGUCUGUGGAGACCCAUUGCAGGCAUCGAUGCAUACGACCUGCCAUCAUUCGAGAUAGACAUUACUCCUUGGCUCCCAUUGCUCUGUGAUGGCCAUGCCCACACAUUGGGUCUCAAAGUCGUUGGAUAUGACAGCUCUACGAAAAGCCACAUCGGGACAGUCGGAGAUAAUUGGUAUGUUACUGGGUCGGUGUUUGUCUGGCUUGACGAGAAAAUCAUAAAAAGUCAUGUCCCAGAGCCGUCGUUCUCUUUUACCCCUGAACUCACGACGAUGGCGAUAAACGGAACAACCGCAAACUCCUCGCUCUAUUUCUCUCUCUCGGCGAGUCGGAGACUAUCAAUUUCCUCCACCAUCCACACAUCCACAGGCCCGAAAUUGGCGUCAUGGACGCAGGAUUUGUCAUUUUCGAACAUUCAAAAUAUGACCUCGGAGGCUUACAACCAAUCCCUUGCCAUGAUCUCCACUGGAAGCUUCUCCAACUCCUUCUCGCAGGUCACCAACACGUAUCACUACCCUAUGAAUCUUUUUAGCGCCUACGUUAUUGCCCCGUCGCUUGCUUCGCUCUCCUCUGUCUACACUCUGAUUGAUCGGAGCCUCAUCACAUCAGGAGUCAAUACCAUACCUUAUCUCACCGGGAUAUCAAUUGGAAAAGAGACCUUCGGGACGAGACAGAAUGCAUCGAGCAUGUACUACUGGAACGAGACUAUUGUCCAAGGGACCAGCGCUGAUACUGGUAUUACGGAGCAGUGGCUGACGUUCGCCGGGAAGCCAGGAAACUUGGAACGUGGCGUAAGCGAUUUCUCGCGAACGUUGAAAGAAGUCGAUGAUUACAUGCUUGUUGACCAAAAGGGUUGGACGACUUUGGCGAUUCCUGAGACGGAACCGCUCCCAGCCGUUGAAGGUGAGCCAACCGUCUGA
This is a messenger RNA of Penicillium atrosanguineum, 1677 nucleotides long. RefSeq names its product LYR family protein. The transcript has 3 exons. Lineage: Eukaryota; Fungi; Ascomycota; Eurotiomycetes; Eurotiales; Aspergillaceae. The coding region runs from base 1 to 1677 and encodes 558 amino acids. The record is from RefSeq and is a predicted model, not a curated record.